Nannospalax galili (Upper Galilee mountains blind mole rat) is the source of this 1025-nucleotide messenger RNA. RefSeq names its product mitochondrial ribosomal protein S22 (gene Mrps22). The record is from RefSeq and is a predicted model, not a curated record. Gene Ontology annotation, molecular function: structural constituent of ribosome. NCBI's taxonomy places the organism in Eukaryota, Metazoa, Chordata, Mammalia, Rodentia, Spalacidae. Gene Ontology annotation, cellular component: mitochondrial small ribosomal subunit.
GCAAGUGGCCUCUGGUGGUCAUGGCCGCCCUCAGGACUCAGGCGUCGCUCUGGAGGCUGCUGUCGGGCUCUCGGUGCGCACAGCGCGUGUGUAAUCGGGAGGAAGCCCAGCCCCAGUCGCAUGUGGUGCUGCAUGCGCCGCCCCAGCCGGUUGAGGCCGGGCAGCCUUGCCGCAGGCUCAGCUCCGAGGCCGACUCUGGUAGCUCAGAGGUCAAGAAACCCACAUUUAUGGAUGAGGAAGUCCAGAGUAUCCUUAUCAAGAUGACAGGCUUGAACUUGCAGAAGACCUUUAAGCCAGCUCUACAAGCACUGAAGCCACCAACCUAUAAGCUAAUGACCCAGGCACAGUUGGAAGAGGCUACCAGACGGGCAGCUGAGGCAGCUAAAGUACGGUUAAAAAUGCCACCAGUUCUGGAAGAACGAACACCCAUAAAUGAUGUAUUAGCUGAAGAUAAGAUUUUGGAAGGAACAGAGACAGUCAAAUAUGUGUUUACUGAUAUAUCAUAUAAUGUACCACAUCGGGAACGUUUUAUCGUUGUCAGAGAACCAAGUGGCACUCUACGCAAAGCCUCUUGGGAAGAACGGGACCGGGUGAUACAAAUUUAUUUCCCAAAAGAAGGUCGUCGAGUUUUGCCACCAGUAAUUUUCAAAGAAGAAAACCUUAGGACCAUGUACAGCCAAGACCGGCAUGCUGAUGUCCUCAAUCUCUGCAUUGCCCAGUUUGAGCCAGAUUCCACUGACUACAUCAAGGUUCAUCAUCAGACAUAUGAAGAUAUAGACAAACAUGGAAAGUAUGACCUUUUACGGUCAACAAGACACUUUGGAGGAAUGGCUUGGUAUUUUGUAAAUAAAAAGAAGAUUGAUGGUUUGCUCAUUGACCAGAUUCAGAGAGACUUGUCUUCGCAAAAACAGAAGCACAGAGAGGAGGGUAUAUAGAGCUGGCUCUGCAGACUUACCAAGAAGCAUUCACUAGCCAUUCAGCAGCUUCCCAAAACAUUAAUUAAAAACACAUUUCAUUUUGUAAAA